UCGUUGUGUCGUUGUCAGUCCGUGACCCGUCAGUGACGUGCGGAGAGAGGGAGAGAGAUGUUAGAGCAUCACAAACAUUAAGCCCAGCAUGAUGUGAGACGCUUCUCACCCUAAACAUGUGUGAAGGGUUUUAGAGGUUCGACUUCAGCAAACCUCUCUGCAAUUAGAUAAAGGCUGUUGAACAUUUGCGUGAGAAGAACUGAAGAACGCGCGCUACAAAGGCACGUCUCAGCGCAGCUCCUGUUUUCUACAGCUUGUGCCCUCUGCUGCUGACGUGAAAGAUGAGUUUGUGUGGCAGGAAGGCACUGACACUCCUUAGCAGUGUGUUUGCUGUGUGUAGUCUGGGGCUGCUGGGUAUUGCUGUCAGCACUGACUACUGGCUCUACCUGGAGGAGGGGGUCAUCCUGCCUCUCAAUCAGAGCACUGAAAUCCGUAUGUCUCUCCAUUCAGGGCUCUGGAGGGUCUGUUUUCUUGCAGAGUCACCAGCUCCAGCUACAGUGUUACCAACUGGUAAAUCAGGAGAGGAGAAGGGGCGCUGCUUUACAAUAGAGUAUGUGAUGCCCAUGAACGUUCAAAUGACAUCAGAGUCUACGGCCAGCGUUCUGAUUCCCCUCAUGGAUCCCUUCACCCGAGCGAUCCGCCCUCAACGCACUAUUCUGGCUUUCAUCUCUGGAAUCUUUUUUAUCCUGUCAGGUCUGUCCCUGGUGGUGGGUCUGGUCUUGUAUAUAUCCAGUAUUAAUGAUGAGAUGCUAAACAGAACAAAAACAAAUGAAGCUUAUUUCAGUUAUAAAUAUGGCUGGUCUUUUGCUUUUGCUGCAGUCUCCUUCCUGCUUACUGAGGCAGCAGGUGUAAUGUCUGUGUACCUGUUUAUGAAGCGGUACACUGCAGAGGAGAUGUACAGGCCACAUCCGGGUUUCUACCGUCCUCGCCUCAGCAACUGUUCUGACUACUCUGGUCAGUUCCUGCAUCCAGAUGCCUGGGCUCGUGGACGCAGCCCCUCAGACAUCUCCAGUGUGGCAUCCCUUCAAAUGAAUUCCAACUACCCUGCACUCCUCAAGUGUCCUGACUAUGAUCAGAUGUCCUCAUCGCCCUGUUGAGAUUGCAAAUACACAAUAGUGAAAUCUGAGAAUGAGAGAGAUCUAGCUAGUUCUUAAAGAUGCUGUACUGGCAUGGCUUUGGCACCUGAGAUUGUGUCG
Molecule: messenger RNA, 1196 nt
Organism: Sinocyclocheilus rhinocerous
Lineage: Eukaryota; Metazoa; Chordata; Actinopteri; Cypriniformes; Cyprinidae
Product: voltage-dependent calcium channel gamma-5 subunit-like
Exons: 8
Coding region: 282-1097 (271 amino acids)
Biological process (GO): calcium ion transport; transmission of nerve impulse; positive regulation of synaptic transmission, glutamatergic
Cellular component (GO): AMPA glutamate receptor complex; postsynaptic density membrane
Molecular function (GO): channel regulator activity; voltage-gated calcium channel activity
Source: RefSeq, a predicted model, not a curated record